This is a messenger RNA of Lampris incognitus (smalleye Pacific opah), 1044 nucleotides long. It is a transcript of the gene mchr2b, whose product is annotated as melanin-concentrating hormone receptor 1. The coding region runs from base 1 to 1044 and encodes 347 amino acids. Gene Ontology annotation, biological process: neuropeptide signaling pathway. The transcript has 2 exons. The record is from RefSeq and is a predicted model, not a curated record. NCBI's taxonomy places the organism in Eukaryota, Metazoa, Chordata, Actinopteri, Lampriformes, Lampridae. Gene Ontology annotation, molecular function: G protein-coupled receptor activity; neuropeptide binding. Gene Ontology annotation, cellular component: neuron projection; membrane.
AUGAACGACACAACCAACAUCUUCUGCGAAAACGGCGAAGCCAAUAGGUCGGGGGAGCAGACGUGUUUAAACGCAACGUCACCUUACAGCCACAUGGACGUCGCCACCUUCAUGCACGUGCUCCCGUCGGUUUACGGCAUUCUGUGCUUCGUGGGAGUCAUAGCCAAUGGGCUGGUUAUCUACGCUGUGGCCGCAUGCAAAAAGAAAAUGGUAUCGGACGUCUAUGUGCUGAACCUGGCGAUCGCAGACACGCUGUUCCUGCUUGUGAUGCCCUUCAACAUCCACCAGCUUGUCAGAGACAGGCAGUGGGUCUUCGGAAACUUCAUGUGCAAGGCGGUCGUGGUGGUGGAUGUCAGCAACCAGUUCACAACAGUGGGAGUUGUCACUGUCUUGUGCAUUGACAGGUACAUAGCUAUUGUCCACCCUACCUCAGAGAAGAGGACCAUCCAGUGGACUGUCAUCAUCAACAUACUGGUAUGGCUGGGAAGCUUCCUCCUUACCGUGCCUGUCAUGAUAUACACCAAGGUUGAGCGCAAACGACAGCUGGAGAUAUGCAUGAUGUUCCUGGAUGGGCCUGGGGACAUGUACUGGUACACCCUCUACCAGUCCAUCCUGGGCUUCAUCAUCCCCCUCAUCAUCAUUAGCACCUUUUACUCACUCACCCUCUUCCAUGUUUUCCGCUCCAUCCGUCGAGUGAAGCGAAAGCAGUCCCUCUGGGCCAAGAGGGCCACCAAAACCGUUGUGAUGGUUAUUGUGCUGUUCCUGAUCUGCUGGUCCCCAUAUCAUGUAAUUCAGGUGAUAAACCUGAGCAACAACACCCCGACCAACACCUUCGUCUAUGCCUACAACAUCAGUAUCUGCCUCAGCUACUCCCAUAGCUGCAUCAACCCUCUCAUGUUGCUAAUCUUUGCCCAGAAUUACCGUGAACGUCUUUGUCGCCGUAACGUACUCCACAACUCCCAGCACUCAUCCAAAAGUACUGUGGUUAAACCCGACGGCUCCAGUAUGGCCACUGACCCCAACUACCGCUGCACCGUCAUCUAA